Messenger RNA from Pomacea canaliculata, 9981 nucleotides. Its product is annotated as filamin-A-like. The record is from RefSeq and is a predicted model, not a curated record. Gene Ontology annotation, biological process: actin cytoskeleton organization. Lineage: Eukaryota; Metazoa; Mollusca; Gastropoda; Architaenioglossa; Ampullariidae. The transcript has 42 exons. Gene Ontology annotation, molecular function: actin filament binding. Bases 447 to 8258 code for a protein of 2603 amino acids.
AGAAGCCGGCCGGCUCUCAGACAGCACACUCACAACAGAAGGCACACACACUCGCACACAUACGCGCUCGCGCGAGAGCACGCGCGGUACAGUGGAGUCUUACUGCCAUCCCUUAAGUCUUGGGCCUCGGAAUCCAUCUACUUCUGCCCUUUAGGGCCCAGGGACGCAGGCAAGCCAAGUCUAGCAGGCAACAUUCUCUGCCUCUUGGCUCCUCUCAUUUCUUUGCCCGUGCUCAGCCUCCAGUGGGUUCUUGGCCUUGGAAGGAGGAACGGCUCAUCGAGCUUACUCUGCAACGAGGGCUUGGAACAGAGUGCAGGAAAGCUGAAAAGGGUCAGCUAGGGACGAAGAGAGGACAGUCGGCAGGUGACACUCCUGCCUUAGCCACUCGCUACAAAUAUUCAAAUCAUCUGCGCGAGUGGGUCACCCAAGGGGGAUAAAUAAGCAAGAUGCAUGCUAAUGAUGACGAAAGAGAGGCCGGCUUCGAAGACGAAGAGGAGAUGCAGACGACAGAACGUGAGCUCGCGGACGACGCGCAAUGGAAGAUAAUUCAGAAGAACACCUUCACGCGCUGGGCCAACGAACAUCUGAAGACCGUCAACAAAAAUAUCUCCGACUUGGAAGGUGAUUUUUGCGACGGCUUGCGACUUAUUGCGCUGGUCGAAGUGCUGUCGGGCAAAAAGUUCAAACAUGUCAACAAGCGCCCGAACUUCCGCACGCAGAAGCUGGAAAAUGUUACCUUGGUGCUCAAGUUUUUGGAGGAGGACGAGGGCAUUCGGAUUGUCAACAUCGACAGCUCCGACAUCGUAGAUAAGAAGCUCAAAUUGAUCCUUGGUUUGAUAUGGACCCUCAUUCUUCACUAUUCCAUCUCCAUGCCUAUGUGGGAAGGGGAGGAACCCACCCCUUCAGAGGGCGGUCCCACCCCCAAGCAGCGUCUGCUCAACUGGAUCAACAGCAAAGUACCUGACCUGCCCAUCAAGAACUUCACCACUGACUGGAAUGAUGGCCGCGCUAUUGGUGCCCUGGUUGAUGCCUGCGGACCAGGUCUCUGCCCUGACUGGGAAGAUUGGGAUCCCAAGAAGGCCAAGAACAAUGCUAAAGAGGCCAUGGAUGCUGCUGAGAAAUGGCUGGAUGUUCCUCAGCUUAUCAAGCCAGAGGAGAUGACCAGCCCCAAUGUGGAUGAUCUCUCCAUGAUGACAUACCUCUCGCAGUUCCCUAAUGCCAGGCUCAAGCCUGGUGCACCUGUUCGUCCCCGUGUCAAUCCUGCUCGUGUGCGUGCCUAUGGUCCUGGACUUGAGCCCACUGGCAACCAAGUUGGAGCACCAGCUCGCUUCACAGUCGAGACAUUCUCAGCUGGAAAGGGUGCCCUGGAGGUCGCUGUCCUAAACCCCAAAGGUGUCAAAGAACCUUGUGAAAUGAUCUUCAACAGUGAUAGGAACAUGACCUACUCCUGUGUUUAUGUACCAAGCAUGGAGGGAGAAUAUCGGGUGAUCAUCAAGUUUGCUGUGAAGGAGAUUCCCAAAAGCCCAUUCAAAGUCGUUGUGGAGGGUGCUGCAGGUGAUGCUACCAAAGUUACUGCCAAAGGUCCUGGUAUUGAGAAGACUGGUGUUGUGGCCACUAAGAAGACCUAUUUUGAGGUGUACACCAAAGGUGCUGGGAAGGGCAAUGUUGAUGUGGUAAUUUUGGAUCCACAUGGCCGCAAAGACACUGUCCGACCUAGCAUUCAGCCAGUUGCUGGCAAGGAAGGAACAUUCUUGGUUGAGUAUAUUGCCAUCGAGCAAGGCCUUCACUCUGUCAACAUCUUCUUUGCUGGUUCACAAAUUCCCAACAGUCCUUUCGGGGUCCAGGUUGCACCUCCAAAGACAUCUAAUGCCAAAGCUUGCUAUGCAACUGGACGUGGCAUACAGCCUCGUGGCAUUCGUGUCAAGGACAACGCAGACUUUUAUGUUCACACUAAAGGAGCUGGUGAGGGCGAAGUAUCCGUCAACAUCAUCGGCCCAGGAGGCUCAGAGGAGAAGUGCAAGAUACGGAAGUUGCCAGAUCAGCCUGAUGUGUGGGAGUGUAUCUAUGUGCCUUCAAAGCCUGGCAACUAUAUCAUCAAUGUCACCUUUGGUGAGCAGCACAUUUCCAAGAGCCCCUUCAAGGUUGAGGUUGGCCCAGUUUGGUCCAGCAAGAUCGUGGCCUUUGGCCCUGGUCUUGAGGGCGGCGUUGUGAACCAGCCAGCUAUCUUCACUGUGGAGACCAAUGGGGAAGUGGGUGCCCUCGGCUUCUCCAUUGAGGGCCCCUCUCAGGCCAAGAUUGACUGCAAGGACAAUGGUGAUGGUUCUGCUGAUGUGACCUACUGGCCAACUGUGCCUGGUGAAUAUGCUGUGCAUAUCCUGUGCAAUGACCAGGACAUUCCAAAAUCUCCCUACAUGGCAAACGUCGUACCUGCUUCGGACUUCAAUGCAUCACGGGUGAUUGCUAAAGGGCCAGGUCUUGAGAAAACAGGUGUAGUGGCAAACAAAUGGGCAGAAUUUACUGUUGACACACGCGCAGCUGGCAAGGCCACCCUGAACAUUACUUGCUUCGAUGUGGAAUACAAAGCAGUGGAAGUUCAAGUGAAAGACAACCGUGAUGGGACCUACUCCUGCAAAUACAUGCCCACUCGCAAUGUUAAGCAUACAGUGUCCAUCACUUAUGGCUCUGUGGCAAUACCCAACAGUCCUUUCAGGGUGUAUGUUUCUGAACCAACAAACCCAGCAAAGGUGAAAGUGUAUGGUCCAGGAAUAGGUAAGGAUGUCAAGACAUUCGCCAAGACCUACUUUGUGGUUGACUGCAAACAGGCAGGACCUGGUGAUGUUGCCGUGGGACUGACUGAUGAGCGUGGUAUGGAUGUGCCAGUAAACACCAUCGAUAAUCAGGAUGGAACUUUCACUGUAGAGUAUGAGGCAAAGUCACCAGGAAUAUACACUGUUAUUGUCCUCUUCGCUGAUAAGGAGAUUCCUCAGAGUCCCAUCAAAGUCAAGAUUGAGGCAAGCAUUGAUGUCAGUGGCAUCAAAGUGGAGGGCCUUGAGCCAAAAAUUCGUGUCGGCACGCAACGGCAGGCCACUAUCAAAGUACCUCCCAAGCUGCCAAAAGCGGCAACACAAAUGACCAUCACUACACCUAGUGGUCAGGUAGUGGAUGUGCCUGUGAAGGAUCUGCCAGACAAAAAAGUGGCACCCUUCGUUCUGCAGGAACCAGGCCCUCACAAAAUUGAUAUCACCUAUGGAGGUCUUCCUGUCAAAGACUCUCCUUUUAAAGUUGAUGCUAUCCCUGAUGUUGGUGUGCCCAAGGUGAAAGCAUAUGGCCCAGGACUGACAAGUGGGGAGGCUACUGUGCCUGCACAGUUCACUGUUGAUUCCCGUGAGGAGACAGUGCCUGGCAAACUUGGUGUGACCAUCCAGGGCCCCAAGGAGCCAAAAGUAGACAUAGCUGACAAAGGAGAUGGCACUUGUGGUGUCACUUACUUGCCCCAAGUUCCUGGUGACUACAAGAUCAAUGUUACCCAUGCUGACAGACCCAUUCCUGGAUCGCCAUUUACUGCCAAGAUAAAGCCUGAAUCACCACCUAAGGUUAAGGCCUCUGGCCCAGGUCUCACAACUGGGGAGGCCAAUUCCCCAGCCAAGUUCACCAUUGAUGCCCGUGAGGAGACCAGGCCUGGUGACCUAGGUGUGACAGUCCAAGGCCCCAAGGAACCAAAGAUAGAUAUUGUAAACAAUGGAGAUGGCACCUGUGGUGUUUCAUAUCUGCCAGUUGUCCCUGGAGACUACAAGGUGAAUGUUACACAUGCCAAUCGACCAAUCCCUGGCUCGCCAUUCACCGCCAAGAUCAAACCAGAGAGUGCUGUUCCUAAAGUUAAGGCAUAUGGGCCUGGGCUGACUGGUGGAGAGGCCAACAAACCUGCCGAAUUCACCAUCGACACACGUGAGGAGACACGACCUGGAAAUUUGGGAGUCACUGUGGAAGGACCCACAGAAUCGAAGAUUGAUGUCAAGGACAAUGGAGACGGAACAUGUGGCGUUACUUACACACCCACCGUUCCUGGUGACUACAAAGUCAACAUUACACAUGCCAACAAACCCAUCCCUGGCUCACCGUUCACCGCUAAGAUCAAGCCAGCAACACUUGAUGUCAGUGGGGUCAAAGCUUAUGGACCUGGGCUUUCUCCUGAGGGAGUGUUUACAGAGGCAUUAACAGAGUUCACAGUAGAUGCCAAGUCUGUCACGACAACUGGUCAGGGUCAGGUCAAGGCCAUUCUUACAACCCCUUCAGGCCGAAGAAUGGAGACAAUCGUGAAGAAUAAAAAGGAUGGAACAUACCCUGUACUCUACACCCCUAUGGAACAAGGGCCUCAGACUUUGGAUGUCACAUAUGAAGACAUCCCAAUCCCUGGCAGCCCAUUCAAAGUCAAUGCUGUUCCUGGCAAUGAUCCCAGCAGAGUCCGAGCUUAUGGACCAGGUCUUGAGGGAGGCUACACCAACCAGCGGGCAGUGUUUACUGUGGACAUGAAGGGAGCUGGCAAGGGAGGCUUGGGCCUGGGUAUUGAGGGACCUGUGGAGGCCAAGAUAAACGCUCGCGACAAUCGGGACGGCACCUGUGAAGUAGAAUACUUCCCAACCAAACCUGGCAACUACAACAUCACUGUCAACUUUGCUGAUAAACCCAUCCCAGACAGCCCAUUCAAAGUGAGGAUCCAGAAUCCUGUGGAUGCUAGCAAGGUGCAGUGCUAUGGCCCUGGUUUGGAUGCCAAAGGUGUGGUGGCAGGUGUUCCUGUCUCUUUCACUGUUGAUGCUACAGAGGCAGGAGAAGCUCCUCUGCAGGUGACCUACACUGACCAGACAGGUGCCACCCGUCCAGCUGAGGUGGUUCCUGUACAGGAAGGUAUUUUCCAGGCCACCUAUUUGGCUGUAGCAGAGGGCAAGUGCAAGAUUGAUGUCAAGUAUGGUGGCUCAGAGGUUCCUGGCAGCCCAUUCCAGACACGCGUAUUGCCAGGUGUUGAUGCAAGCAAAGUAAAGGUGACUGGACCAGGUGUGUCUGGUGCCAUCCCUGCUAGUCUGCCGGCCCAGUUCACCAUUGACACCCGUGAGGCUGGUAUUGCAGACCUAGAGUGCGUUGUUCAGCGACCUGACGGAACUUUCAUCAGACCCUACAUUCAAGACAACGCCGAUGGCACAUUCAAUGUCAUCUACACUCCAGAGGAUCUGGGCGUGUAUGACGUCAUUGUCAAGUAUGCCGGUAAAAAUGUCCCAGGUGCUCCCUUCCCGGUAAAAGCCACACCUACUGGCGAUGCCAACAAAUGCAGAAUAACAGAGGCGCCUGAGAAGAAGGUGCCCAUCAACAAGGAGACAGUCAUCACUGUAGACGCCUCACAGGCCGGCACUGGCCAGGUGACCUGCCGUAUCCGCUCGCCCAGCGGCAGCGACAUCGACAUCGACAUCAUCGAUAGAGGUGACGGCACUUUCACCAUCUCUUUCACACCCCAGUUCCCCGGCGACUACACCAUCAACAUCAAGUUCGGCGGAAAUCUCGUUCCCGAUGGAGAAUACACCAUCGAGGCCGUCACCGAGGAGGAGUAUGCGGAGUACGUGUUACAGCAGGAGGUGGGUGAGGAGGUGAUCACCCAAGAUACUGUGGACACUGUUCACGCUGCGCCAGGUCUCCUCAGGCCCGUUGACUUCUGCUUCCAAGUUGGACCCAUCUUCAACUUCGUCUCAGCUGUUGUAGUCAUGCCAUCCGGAAAGACAGCUUACCCCAAGAUCGAGGACAACCGUGACGGCACAGUCACCGUGCGCUACCAGCCCACAGAGACCGGCCUUCACGAGCUCCAUGUCAAGUACAACAACGAGCCCAUUGACGGAAGUCCCUUCGUCUUCCACGUGGAUGCGGUCAACAGUGGCUAUGUCACCGCUUAUGGUCCGGGCCUCAGUCACGGGGUCGUGCACGAGCCUGCCUACUUCACCAUCAACACCAAGGAGGCCGGAGCUGGUGGUCUCUCGCUGGCUGUGGAAGGACCCUCCAAGACAGAGAUCAAGUGCGUGGACAACCAGGAUGGCACGUGCUCUGUGUCCUACAUGCCCACAGUGCCCGGCGAGUACCUCAUCACCGUAAAGUUCGCCGAGAAGAACAUCGUGGGCUCUCCCUUCACUGCCAAAGUCACACCGGGCGAGCCACGCAAGCGUGCUCAACUGUCGGUGGGCAGCAGCAGUGAAGUGUCCCUCAAGGUGACGGAGACGGACAUCACCGACCUCACUGCGACCAUCCGCAGCCCGUCUGGACGGCAGGAACCCUGCAUCCUCAAGCGUCUGGCCAAUGGCCACCUGGGAAUCACCUUCACACCUCGCGAGACUGGCGAGCACCUAGUGGAUGUCAAGCGCAAUGGCAAACACAUCGCCAACUCGCCCUUCAAGAUCAUGGUCGGCGAGAGCGAGCUUGGCAAUGCCAGCAAGGUCAAGGUGUAUGGCAAGGGUCUUACCGAGGGAAUGGCCAAUGAAGUGAAUGAGUUCAUUGUGGACACCAGGGAGGCAGGCUAUGGCGGUAUGAGCCUGUCCAUCGAGGGGCCGAGCAAAGCCGACAUCGAGUGUCACGACAACGAGGACGGCACGUGCCGCGUGACCUACAAGCCCACAGAACCAGGCACCUACAUCAUCAACAUCAAGUUUGCCGACGAGCAUGUGCCAGGUAGCCCAUUCACCGUCAAGAUCGGCGGCGAGCCCUCGGCUAAGAUCACAGAGCGCAUCACUCGCCACAAAGCGGCCGCUGACGUCACGCACGUGGGCAGCGUGUGCGAGCUGAGCCUCAAGAUACCCGGUACAAGUCCAUUUGAUAUGACAGCCUCAGUGAAGAGCCCCUCCGGACUCUCUGAGUUGUGUGAUGUUGUCAGUCUGGAUGACAACCAUUACAGCAUCAAAUUUGUUCCCAAGGAAAUGGGCAUUCACACUGUCAGCGUCAAGCAUAAGGAUAUGCACAUCCCAGGCAGUCCAUUUGAGUUCACUGUUGGGCCCAUAACUGGUGGAGGCUCUCACAAGGUGCAUGCAGCUGGUCCUGGUCUGGAGAGGGGAGAAGUGCAGCAGCCCUGUGACUUCAACAUCUAUACCCGUGAGGCAGGAGCGGGUGGUCUGUCCAUUGCUGUGGAAGGUCCCUCGAAGGCAGAGAUUGACUUCCAGGACAGGAAAGAUGGCUCUUGUGGCGUGACAUACACCGUCUCUGAACCUGGUGAAUACUACGUUUCGAUCAAAUUCAACGAUGAACACAUCCCUGAGUCACCUUUCCGUGUUCCUAUUACACCCAGCAUUGGGGAUGCCCGCAAACUGUCAGUGACAUCUCUCCAGGACAGGGGUCUGCAGGUGGGCAAACCUGCUGCUUUCGUUGUCAACUUCAAUGGUGCUAAAGGCAAGCUGCGAGCUCAGGUGGUGUCGCCCUCUGGUUCACAGGAGGAGGCAUUGGUGCAGGAGGUAGACGAUGGCCAGUAUGCUGUGCGCUUCAUCCCACGUGAGAACGGACUGCACUACGUUCAUGUUCUGUUUGAUGGCUACCACAUACCUGACUCACCCUUCAGAAUCAUGGUUGGCAAGGUGGAUGCAGCUGAUGCUGGCAAAGUCACAGCCUAUGGUGAUGGACUUCAUACAGGCACCACUGGACAAACAUCUAAGUUUAUUGUGAAUACUGUUAAUGCUGGAGCUGGUGCACUGGCUGUUACGGUAGAGGGUCCAUCAAAGGUCAAACUAGAAUGUCGGGAAGUUGAUGAAGGAUACGAGUUCACAUACUGUCCGAAGGCUCCAGGCGACUAUCUCAUCUCUAUCAGAUAUGCUGGUGUCAACAUAGCCAGCAGCCCAUUCAAGGCUAGAGUGGAAGGUGCUGGUCAGGCAAGCAGCGUUCAGGAGCAUGCUUCUGUUGUCGUGGAAACAGUGACCAAGACAAGCACAACCACUAAGUUCAGUGGCAUACAGAAGUUCUCAUCUGAUGCCAGCAAGUGUGUCGCCAAGGGCAAUGGUCUUACGAAGGCUUUCCGUGGAAAGACAGCAACUUUCACUGUAGACACCACUGGAGCAGGUAACAACAUCCUCUACGUCGGCAUGAUGGGCCCCAAACAGCCAUGCGAAGAGCUGGUGGUGAAGUAUGCAGGCAACAACCAGUAUACCAUAAACUACACAGUCAAAACGCAAGGCAACUACAUCCUUAUUGUGCGAUGGGGUGAGGAGGACAUCCCUGGCAGUCCAUUUGCUGUGGAAGUUGUCUAAAGGCACUGUCUCUUGACUUUGGUCAUGUGAUGCAAAAUCUACCAGUCAGUUCCAUCCGCAAUAUAUCACAGUUUGUAGUCGGUGAGAGCAAGUGAAAACAGCCACUGCUACUGGAGACACUGCUAUGUUUGUUGGGACAUCAUCGAAUGAUACAUCAUUUAUACACUAUAAACUUUGAACUUUUUCAAGUUAGAUAAUGUGGCAACGACACCACAAAGUGUUUACUGUGGCGGUUUUCAAUACGAAAUAUUAUAAUAUCUGUUAAUUUUGCCUUAAACUUAUUUUAUUACGAUAUUGACAAGGAGCUUAUGCAGCAGCAAAAAAUUAAGAGUUUUUGCUCCUUUUUAUAAAGAUAAACAUCAGUAAAAUUUCGUCCAGACAUUCAAAAACAUAUGCAAGCAUAUGAUGCUGUUAUAAGUGCUCUUGUUUGUUGUUUGCUGUCAGUGUGGUAAGACUGACUAAAACAUGUUACAUGGAAGAUAAGCAGCAUAGAGAAAAAAUUUAAAAGGAAAUUGCAAAAGAAAUGUUUUAUUUAAGAAGUUUAACAUGUGAUGUUUAUGAGGUUAUUACUGGCGAUACUUUGCAUUAAUGACUUUUUAAAAUAAACCCAAGUCUUUUGGAUGCUGGGAUGUAUUUCUCUCCUUUUCCUGUGUGAUAAAGCAUACCUUGCCAUCAUACAUGUAGCAUAUAGUAUACCAGUUGUAGCAGGUGAGAAGAUCCCUCCACCCUUUUCUGCUCCCUCCCCCACUCUCCACUUCAUGAUGUCCGAGAUAUGAAGGUGCUGCUACAGAUUUCAAAAACUAUAAACAUCCAUGCAACUUAUGACUCACUCUUUUCUUCAUGAACAAGAUUUGUUUUACAAUUGUAUGAUGCGUCUUGAGUUGAUAUGCAAAUUACCUUCAGUCACAGCUCGCAAACACAGCUAGUUGAUGGGUUAACAACAUGGAGUACAUACACCUCGCGCAUACAUUUUUUGGAACUUCAUUUUCAACUCUAAAAUAACAAACCAAUCUAUAAGCAUUGAUGUUUGGAUGUUUUUGCCUUGGAAACCUGGUCUUUACUCAAGGACUUAUUCUUUCCACUUUUAAAGCAAGACAUCUGUCUAUAUUUGAGGACGUAAUAUUUUUUAACUUUAUUUUUUUGUUUGGCGUGUUCUUGGAACAGGGUUGAAAGUAUAUGUAUGUGUAUUGUAUCUUUAUUCCAUGUCAAAAUACAUUUCAGGUAACCAUAAUAUGGUUCUGUUUUGUUUCAUUUGGGAUUUUGACUGUGCUUGUUGAAAAUUCAUCAUGCUUUGAUGCUCAUGGUAUAACUGUGGUUUUGUAUUGCUCUACCAUUUCAAGGCAAGAGAACAUUUAUUUGGUAUUAGUUAUUAUUCUGCUCUUUUCGCCCACCAACCUGCUUCCCCCCUCCCCCUCCCAAUUGUUUUCAGUUGGAUAUUGGUGUGUAGAGCUUUCAUUAGGUGACAUCUUUUUGAGCCCCAUCUCCCUUCUGUACAGAUAUUAGAAUUUGAACAUGACAUUAGUAUUUCUAGCAAAGAUUACCUUUUUUUGAAAGUAUAGUUUUUGCUUGCUCAACAGUCGCUUUGUUGAGCCUGCUUUUCUUGGCCUUCUGGGCAACAUUACAAUGUUUUAAGAUGUAAUCUACAUUUUGAAAACUGCUUUUAAAAAGAUAUAGCACGAGCGUUGUAGGCUAAAAUUUAUUGCAAUAAAAUAUUGAAUUUGUA